This is a messenger RNA of Rotaria socialis, 1248 nucleotides long. The record is from the annotation of a GenBank genome assembly. NCBI's taxonomy places the organism in Eukaryota, Metazoa, Rotifera, Eurotatoria, Philodinida, Philodinidae.
AUGUGGUAUCCGCCUCAACAGCAUUGCCAGCCGCCGCCGAGCUGGCAUGGAUAUGUCAACAAUUUUUCGUCGCAACAACAGCAGCUGCAGCAACGAACUUAUGCGAGGACUACAUAUUAUUGUAAUACUGAUGAGUCACCGAUUACAAAUCGAGCAAAUACUCAAGUAAUGUCAAGAAACGAUAAGAAUGAGUCAUUCGUUCAGUUUAAUCCAAUACACACCGAUGAUUUUAACGUGGCUGGUAUCGACUAUCACAAUACUCAUUCUACCGGUUCGUAUAGUGAUGAAAUGUCGUCACCAUCGUACCAAACACCGAAUAAUAAUCCACAUUGGAGUCCAGUUAUAACUCCAUCGACAAAAACAUUGAUUACUCCACAGGAAAAUCCUUCGCCUCCGAUUCCUAUUACUAGUUCACCUUCAUCGCCUUCUACAUCAGGUUGUUGGGAUUGGCUCCUUUAUUCGCCGGAAUUCUACUCUCAUUUAUAUAUACCAUCAUCGUCUUUCGUUCAACAACAAAAACAAGAUGAUGAUCUCGAUUUAUUAGCGAGAUUACCAACGUGGUUGCUCGCUUUACUCUAUCCAUCGAUGCAACAAUACCAUGCAAGGGACGAUGAGAAUGAUAGUGAUCAAGAGAUAAGUUCUCUUAAUAAUUAUCACGACGAGGCACCAUUAUCGAUGAAUAUCGAUAAGUCAAUUAAUAAAGUCUCGUCAAAUUUAUCCUUAUCGUCCGAAAAUACUCCUACGAAUAGUCAGAAAGUGCCACAAAAUCGCUCAUCAACACCUGAUACCGACGAUGGAUAUCAAUCAGCUAGUGACGCUAGUCGUAGUGAUUGUUCACAGCAAUCAUCUUUGCAAUAUGAUCAUCAUAAUAGUAAAGAUGAUAUUACAAUGAACACAUCUUCAUCGCUUGUGCCAAAACGCAUUUCAUAUGCAGCUGCUGUCAAACCUAUGGCAGCAUCAAUUAACAACAAUAAUAAAACAAGUCCAUUAUCAGCACAUAUUAUUAAAACAAAAAAUAAUUCACCAUUAUUAGCCAUCAAUGAUGUGUUAAAUAAUAAUAAUGGGCAAAAAUUAAAAUUUGUUGCUCCACGUUUUGAACGAAUGCAUCAUGCUAAGCAAUAUUCAUCUUCGACAACGACAAAUAAAGACCCACCGUCGUCUUCAUUGACAAAUCGGCCGCAAAUUCGUUCGAAUAUUAAUAAUAAUAAUCAACGUAAUCAUAUUAAUAAUUCAGCAAAACGUCGUUAA